AUCCUGGAAACCCUGCAAGGCACACUGAGAGAAAUGAAAAGAGAGAUGCAGGAGCUGGGGGACAGGACGGCACAUGUGGAGAACCGCAUGGAGGAACAAGUCACAGUGCAUAAUGAAAUGGCAGAACAUGUGAAAGAUCUGCAGCAACAACUGACCUCACACAGAGGAAG
Messenger RNA from Pelobates cultripes (western spadefoot toad), 170 nucleotides. The record is from the annotation of a GenBank genome assembly. Lineage: Eukaryota; Metazoa; Chordata; Amphibia; Anura; Pelobatidae.